This is a messenger RNA of Cuscuta epithymum, 5658 nucleotides long. Lineage: Eukaryota; Viridiplantae; Streptophyta; Magnoliopsida; Solanales; Convolvulaceae. The record is from the annotation of a GenBank genome assembly.
AAGUAGUGUAGCGGGGUAUCGUUGUCCGUCUAAGCUGAAAAAGAAGCUCCUUUUUUCAUUUCAAUGGUACUGGACGUGAACAUCUGAAUCAAAUGCUAAAAUUGGCAAAUUGCCCCCUCCUUCGCUGCUGCUAGUCUGCAAUGAUCUUCUGAGCAGGCAUCCGUUCAGGACAUGGAUUGCCGAUAACUCAACAAGGUAUGAACGGGAGCUUUCGUACAAGAUCAAAUCGCUAUAAUAGUACUGUUUUCAUGGACAUUUUCCCCUGAUAUAAUAGUAAAAAAUGAAGACCCUGUAAAUCUCGCCCCCCUACAAUCUGAAGGCUAACAGAAGAGCUACCUACCUGAUAUCUGCUCGUCUCGUCAAUGUCAGAUCCGUCCGCAUAACCCACUCAAACCUUGAAUGUGUUGUGUAAUUAUUUUGAUGGCUACAAACCCAACCCGGUAGUCACCCUUAGAUUUGGUGGAGUUGCAAGGAGGUCAUAAACCACUAUGGGGUGUAUGGAUCAGCAUAUUGAAGCCAAUGGCAUCUGUCCGGAGCCCAAAGCUGUCAGAUGGAAGCCAUCCAGGAACACUCUGGCUUGUAUGGUGAACUCAGAAGUUGGAGCGGUUUUGGCUGUGAUGAGGAGAAAUGUACGAUGGGGGAUUCACUAUGCUGCUAGCGAUGAUCAGGUAGAGCAUUCUCUCAUUCAGUCAUUCAAGGAACUGCGGAAAAAGAUCUUCUCAUGGCAACAUAAAUCGAAUUCGAUUGAUCCACUGGUCUUUCUCCAGCCAUUUCUGGACGUGGUCCAAUCUGAUGAAACUGGUGCACCAAUCACAGGUGUUGCUUUGUCAUCCAUUUACAAAUUUUUAACCCUUGAAAUUCUUGAUUCGACUUCUAAGAAUGUAGACAAGGCUUUGCAUCGGAUAGUUGAUGCUGUCACCAGCUGUCGUUUCGAAGUGACUGAUUCUGCCUCUGAAGAAGUGGUGUUGAUGAAGAUUCUACAAGUUCUUUUGGCUUGCAUGAAAAGCAAGGCAUCUGUUUAUUUGGGAAACCAACAUGUGUGCAAUAUAGUAAAUACCUGUUUCCGGUUGGUCCGCCAGGCAAGUGCAAAAAGUGAACUGUUGCAAAGGAUAACACGCCACACAAUGCAUGAUUUGGUUAGGUGUAUCUUUUCUCACCUGCCUGAUAUUGAGAGCAAAGAAGUUGUUUUGGAUCAGAGAAAAAUAUUAUGUGCUACUCCAGAGGAUGAUAUGUUGAUGGAAGAUAACACUUUUAGGGACCGGCAAUCUAUCCUUGAUGGUUCUGGUAAUGAACAAUCUCAUUUGAGUGCAUCUCCAAACCAAUUGGCAAGCAAGAAGAAUGAACUGGGCGGCCAGGAGGAGAGUAUAAGUGGUGGAGAUCUUUCCACGAUGGAUCCUUAUGGAAUCCCUUGUAUGCUGGAGAUACUUCAUUUCCUUUGUUCUCUUCUGAAUGUGAUGGAUCACAUGGAAAUUGGUCCACGAUCAAAUCCUAUAGCAUAUGAUGAGGAUGUCCCUCUUUUUGCAUUGGGUUUAAUAAAUUCAGCAAUAGAAUUAGGUGGAGCUUCGUUUGGAAACCAUCCUAAAUUACUGACCUUGAUACAGGAGGAGUUGUUCCGAACUUUGAUGCGCUUUGGCCUGUCCAUGAGCCCACUAAUCCUCUCAACGGUUAGUAGCAUCGUUCUAAACCUCUAUCACCAUCUCCGUGAUAAACUAAAGCUGCAGCUUGAAACUUUCUUCUCCGGUGUGCUCUUGAGGAUUGCGCAGAACAAACAUGGAGCUUCUUAUCAACAGCAGGAGGUUGCUUUGGAAGCUCUAGUUGACUUUUGCAGGCAGCAUGUUUUCAUGACUGAAAUGUAUGCUAAUUUUGAUUGUGACAUAUCUUGUAGCAACAUAUUUGAAGAACUUGCUAACCUUUUGUCAAAGAGCACGUUCCCAGUCAACAGCCCUUUAUCAGCAGUGAACACUAUUGCUUUGGAUGGUCUAAUUGCUAUGGUUGAAGGAAUUUGUGAAAGAAUUGGGCAUGGUUCAGUUUCAGAACUCAUUUCGUCAGAUUCUGAAGAAUAUAAGCCGUUUUGGACUGAGGUAUGUCAAGAUUAUAAUGACCCUACUCAUUGGGUUCCUUAUGUGCAUAAGAUGAAGCAAAUAAAAAAGAAGUUGAUGAUUGGAGCCGACCAUUUUAACCGGGAUCCCAAGAAAGGUCUCGAGUUUGUUCAAGAAAUGCAUUUGUUACCUGGUGACAAACUGGAUCCCACCAGUGUAGCUUGUUUCUUCAGAUACGCACCUGGGUUAGAUAAAAAUCUUAUUGGGGAUUUCUUAGGUAGCCAUGAUGAAUUUUGCAUCUCCGUGCUUCAUGAAUUUGCAAGGACAUUUGAUUUUCGUGGUAUGAAUUUGGAUAUAGCGCUGCGGAUAUUUCUAGAAACAUUUAGAUUACCCGGAGAGUCGCAAAAAAUACAAAGAGUGCUUGAAGCAUUUUCUGAAAGAUAUCAUGAGCAAUCUCCAGAUAUUCUGGCAAACAAAGAUGCUGCUCUCCUCCUAUCAUAUUCAAUCAUAUUGCUCAACACUGACCAACACAAUUCACAGGUUAAGAAGAAGAUGACAGAAGAAGAUUUCAUCCGUAAUAACCGGAGGAUUAAUGGGGGACAGGACCUUCCCAGAGAGUUACUGUCGGAGCUUUACCACUCCAUAUGUGAGAGCGAGAUCCGGAUGACCCCAGAUGCAGGUAAUGUAGCCUCUGCCGUCAUGAUGCCAAGCUACUGGGUUGGUCUUGUCCACAGAUCGAACCACACUGCCCCAUUCAUAGUCUGUGAUGAGAAACCUUACGUUGACAAACAUCUCUUUUCAAUACUAUCUGGGCCCAUAGUUGCUGCCAUCUCUGUCGUGUUUGAUCAUGUAGAAGGGGAAGGCAUCUUACAAACCUGUGUUGAUGGGUUCUUGGCUGUUGCUAAGAUUUCAGCAUCAUAUAACUUCGAUCAAGUGUUGGAUGAUUUGGUGGUGUCACUAUGCAAAUUCACCAACUUGUUGCUCCCGUCCUACUCUGAAGACUUCAUUAUUAGAUACGGUGAUGACAGCAAGGCGAGGAUGGCCUCCACUGCAGUCUUUACCAUAGCAAACGAGUAUGGUGACCACAUUCACUUGGGUUGGAAGAACAUUUUGGAUUGCAUUUUAAGCUUGCACAGGUUUGGACUUCUUCCUUCACGUAUCCUCAGUGAUUCAGCUGAUGAUGACCCAGAGUCAUCGUCUACUGAUGUGGAUAAAAAGAGAUCUGCUGCGGUUCUCUCUACAGGAUCUAACAUACCACCACUAGCCGCUUCUAAUAGGAAAUCAUCUGGCUUAAUGGGCCGGUUUAGCCAGUUUUUGUCUCUGGAUAUUAUUGAAGAUGCUGCAGCUGAUCCCAGUGAGGAACAGAUUGAUGCUCGUCAACGGACGCUGCAGAUGAUCCAAAGCUGUCACAUUGAUAACAUCUUUGCUGACAGUAAGUUUCUGCAAGCAGAGUCACUAUUGCAGCUCGUUCAGGCACUUGUUUCGGCUGCAGGAAGGCUUUCUUCUAAAGGGAGAAAGGAAAGUGAUGAAUUGACUGCUGUUUUUUGCCUGGAGUUGUUAAUUGCAAUAACAUUAAACAACAGGGACCGGAUUAUGCUUCUCUGGCAAGGUGUUUAUGACCAUAUAGCCAGUAUAGUCCAAUCAACCAUAAUGCCGUGUCCUCUAAUUGAAAAGGCUGUGUUUGGAUUGUUACGAAUAUGCCAGCGGUUGCUUCCUUAUAAAGAGAACCUGACCGAUGAGCUUCUCACAUCUCUGCAACUAGUGUUGAAACUUGACGCCCGGGUCGCCGACGCUUACCUACCACACAUCACGGAGGAAGUGAUGCGUCUCGUGAGAGCAAAUGCCGUACAGAUACGAUCCCACAUGGGGUGGCGCACAAUAAUUUCGCUGCUCUCGCUCACGUCCCGACAUCCAGAAGCGUCAGAUGUGGGUUAUGAGACGCUAUCAUUCAUCAUGUCUGGUGAUGGGGCCCGUCACCUCUUACCAGCAAACUACGUUCUCUGCAUCAACGCAGCCAGGCAGUUUGCUGAGCACCAGGUCGGGAGCGUCGACCGGUCUGUAACAUCCUUGGAUCUAAUGGCGGGUUCGGUUGUUUGUCUCGUGAGGUGGUCCCACAAGACAAAAGAAGCACUGGAGGGGGAUGCCGCAUCAAAGAUGUGUCAGGAUAUUUGGGAGAUGUGGCUGAGGUUGGUACAAGGGAUAAGAAAAGUGUGUUUGGAUUCUAGAGAAGUUGUCAGAAACCAUGCAAUUUUGAUGUUACAAAGAUGUUUGACCGAAGUUGAUGGAAUCAGUGUUCCAAAUGACUUGUGGUUACUUUGCUUCAAUCAACUCAUAUUCACAUUAACAGAUGAUCUGCUUGAACUUGUGCACCGUAAUAAUUCCUUGAAGGAUCAUAGUAGCAUUGAAGGAUCAAUUGUUUUGUCAUUGAAGCUAAUGUCAAAAGUCUUCUUGCAGCGUCUUGAGGAUCUUUACCGCAUGGACUCGUCUUUCCAGGCACUAUGGUUAACGGUUCUGGAUUGCUUAGAGAGAUGUAUGAAGGUGAAAUAUCGGGGGAAGAAAAGUGGGAAAAUCACUGAACUUGUUCCGGAGCUACUCAAGAACAUUUUGCUUGUCAUGAAGACAAGUGGGAUUCUGUCACCCAGUAAACUUAUAGAAGGUGACAGUUUCUGGCAGUUGACAUGGCUGCAUGUGAACAAUAUCGCCCCAUCUCUUCAAUCAGAAUUUUUUUCCCAAACUGAACUGGAAGAGCAGCAGCAGCACGUCCAAAUGGGACAAAGUCCGAUCCCUGGUGAAAGUGUUCUCAUUGCAGCUUCGGGUGGAACAACUUAGAAGAGACUCUGACUAAGAUUCUAAGGGCCCAUUUGAAAGAGACAAUAUUUGCUAACCUACUUUUUAGUCAAUUAUUCAAAAGUAAGAUGACUCCCCAUCCCACUACAGUUCAUAUAUUUCAGGGUAAAUGACAUGGUGACAAAGUUCUCUUCCUCUUUGGUUUUGCUACCAUUUCAUUCCACAUACAAGAUUUUAUUGAAGUCUUUAAAAGAGUCAACAAGACGUGAGAAGUGAGCUUGCCAACAGCCACACACUGGACAACAUAUGGGCUCAAAGCAUAUCUCCGGCAGUUCUAAAGAAGCUUUGGGAUGAGUUUUCUUUCAAUACUGGCCAUGGCUUGUUAGAGAAGGUAUAAUUUCCUUUUUCAACGAGCUGUUACAGUACUAACAGAAAGAAGUCAAUAGAACAUUACAAAUAUGUUAACAAAGCCUAUGACCAGCCACCCAUAGUAUGUAAACAAUUCAUUUUCAAGGCUCUCCAAACCCCUUCGGUGACCAACUUAUAUUCAUUACUUUUUAUUUUAUGAAUUGUGUCAUUUCGCUCCCUAUUUUAUAGAUAUAGAUUUAUUUCGUUAGGAUUAUCCUGAUUCCAAAAGGUGCCUUACUCACUGAAUGUAUCUAUCAUUCUAUCUUUGUUUUCUAAUGUGUUGCCAUACUGUAACUUUUUAUUAUCUAUGAGAUAAUGAGAAAUGUCUCACUCUGUCUGUAACUCUGUAAGCUGAGGAUGAGAAAAAGAAUAUCAUGAGUGACAUACUUUUUGUUCGCAAUUUUUCUUUUAUUCCAAAAUUGCC